AAUAUUGCAACAUUUUCCUGAACCUGAUUAAAAAAGGAUUACAUAAUUCUAUGUCGAUUGUAAUUCGGAAAUAAUUCCUUUAAAUACAAAUUGAAAUUAACCUUUCCCUUCAACCCAAACCUUCAUUGAACUUUCUUGAUUGAUAAUUCCCUAAAACCAGAGAAAAAAGAUGAAUAACUUUCCAAUCAAAAAGAAAACCAACGAAAAAGAAUCUGGUAUUAACCCAGAAACCCCUCCAAUAAACGAUAAUAAGUGUUGCAAACCCUCUAAAAACAGGGGAGACUCUGUUAAGGAUGAUGAACCUCUUGAUUUAUCGCUUUCACUUUGUUGUGGAAGUUUGAAAGGGAAAGAGAAAGUAAUCAAGAAAGUGAUGAAGAAAAAAGAAGAAGAAUAUUAUGAUGGUAAUCUAUGUCUUGCUCUUUCUCUUUCACCUUCUCCGUAUUUCUAUUAUGGAACUUCUUCUUCUUCUUCAAACAAUCAAAUUCCAGAACAAUUAGCCGUUGUUAAUGUGAAUGAACCCAAGUGGACAUUCAAAAAACUCCUGACAGCAACUGACUGUAAAACUGAUCAAGGCCGACUUUUGAUCAACAACAAGAAUUGGGUGGAGAGUCACAUCAUUGAGAAUGAAGAACAGAAACUUGAAACCAAGAAAACAGAAGGUAUUCCGUUUAAUUUCUUCGAUUGGGAUGAAAAUCGUCAAUUUAAAUCAAAUUUGAGAACUUGGGGAACAAAUAGUUAUGUGGUUUAUAAAAAUUGGAAGAUCGAAGUUCUUGACCAACGAAAGCUACAAGAAGGAGAUGAAAUUGGACUUAAUUGGGAUAAAAUUAACAAGAUUCUGUAUUUUAGAGUCUUGAAAAGAAAUCCAAGUCCAGUCAGUUCGAAGAGAAAGAGGGUUUCCAAGGAGGAGAUGAACAAAUAAUCGGGCUUUUUUUCCUAUGCUUCCCGCUAAAAACUGUAAACCCUAGUAAAAGUUCGUUUUGUUAGUUACACGGUUCAGUUAUACGUUAGUCUAAACUUUUUAUUCUUUUUAUUUUUAAAGAUAAGUAGAAGUGCUUCAGGUCGGAACCCCGUUCGGAUUAGCCGGAUAGACACUUUUGAGAGUGGGUGGUUGUGGUGGUAAGGGAAACCCUAGUGGGGGUUGAACUAACCCAGGUGAAAAUCUUUUCCACUAGGUCGAGGCUAGCUGGUUAGUAUGACAGGUUUACAUUAAGUAAUUCUUGUAAUUGAGUGAGUUAGAUUUCUCUAACACUCAAUUACUUUAUGUUUAUGUUAAUGAAUGUAGUAGUAUUUGUUAAAUUCUGAUUUCUUAUGUAGAUGUCGUAUAACUUUUUUUUUUUUUUAAUGACUUGAUUUUAUUAAUGAUUGAAUUUGU
Messenger RNA from Spinacia oleracea (spinach), 1372 nucleotides. RefSeq lists its product as uncharacterized. NCBI's taxonomy places the organism in Eukaryota, Viridiplantae, Streptophyta, Magnoliopsida, Caryophyllales, Amaranthaceae. The coding region runs from base 170 to 919 and encodes 249 amino acids. The transcript has a single exon. The record is from RefSeq and is a predicted model, not a curated record. Gene Ontology annotation, molecular function: DNA binding.